AUGGGAAGGCAGGCUCAAGAGAGGGCUGCCAAUAUUGCCCAAGCUGCUGAGGCCGCUGCAGCUGCUGUUCCGCCGAAGUUCGAUGGAAAGGGUGACCCUGAGGCCGCGCCGCGUCGGGUGGAAGAACUGAAAAAGGCCUUUGAAGUCUUGGGGUGCACCGAGGCCGAGAAGGUGACUUUGGCUAUGUACCAGUUGCAAGAAAAUGCCAGUGAUUGGUGGAAGGCCACUAGGGGGAGAGUGUUCCCUGAGGGUACUGCCCAGACUUGGGCUAUGUUCACUGAGAAUUUCUACGGAAAAUACUUUUUUGAGAGUGCUAGAGAAAGGAAAUUAGCGGAGUUCAUGAGACUUCGCCAAGGAUCGAUGACUGUGGAUCAGUAUGAGGCGGAAUUUGCAAGGCUAUCGAAGUUCGCGCCAAGGAUGGUGGAGGACCCACUAGAUAAGGUCCAAAGGUUCCGGGAUAGGCUGAAGCCGGACCUUCGUAGCCAGAUGAUCUCGCUGAAUAUCCGGGAUUAUGGAGAAAUGUAUGAGCGAGCUCAAGCGAUAGAACGGGAUCAGAUGGAUAGGGCCGCCGCUUCUGGAUCGCGGUUUGCCCCGGCUAAAGACAACCACCGCUUCGGGAAGAGGCCGAUGGCGGGAAACAGGCGUUUUGUCCCUCCCGUUAAGAAGAACAUCGGGAAGCCGAACCAUUCUCAGAAUCAAUUUGGGGCAUGUUUCGGGUGUGGGAGCCUGGAUCAUCAGAUAAGACAUUGCCCUCAAUGUCCAACAGGACCGCCAAUACAAUCUUAG
Messenger RNA from Syzygium oleosum, 786 nucleotides. RefSeq lists its product as uncharacterized. The transcript has 2 exons. The record is from RefSeq and is a predicted model, not a curated record. Bases 1 to 786 code for a protein of 261 amino acids. NCBI's taxonomy places the organism in Eukaryota, Viridiplantae, Streptophyta, Magnoliopsida, Myrtales, Myrtaceae.